Molecule: messenger RNA, 2092 nt
Organism: Oryza brachyantha (malo sina)
Lineage: Eukaryota; Viridiplantae; Streptophyta; Magnoliopsida; Poales; Poaceae
Product: probable glucomannan 4-beta-mannosyltransferase 5
Exons: 10
Coding region: 131-1840 (569 amino acids)
Cellular component (GO): Golgi apparatus
Molecular function (GO): mannan synthase activity
Source: RefSeq, a predicted model, not a curated record
ACGUGUUCCCCGAGAGUCCUUCGUGUUCUCCUCUGAAAGCCAGAUAAAUUCCAGCCGCUGAGAGCUGCCUACUUGCCCUGAACUCACUACUGUUCUGUUUGUGUACUCCUCCGUCUCCACAGCGACACAGAUGGAGGCCGCCGAGGUAGCCGGCGCCCUCCUCUUCCUCCUCGCCGCCGCCGCCUCCGUCGCCGCCGCCGUCUUCACCGGCGCCGUCGACUUCACCUACCUCGUCACAGCUGUCGGCGAGGGAUCGCCGUCGCCGGGGAGCGGGGCGGCGUGGUGGCGCGAGGCGUGGGUUCGGGUGCGGUCGGGCGCGGUGGCGCCGGCGCUGCAGGUCGGCGUGUGGGCGUGCAUGGUGAUGUCGGUGAUGCUGGUGGUGGAGGCCACCUACAACUCCGCCGUCAGCGUCGCCGCCAGGCUCGCCGGCUGGAGCCCGGAGCGGCGGUUCAGGUGGGAGCCCCUCGGCGGCGGCGCCGACGAGGAGAAAGGAGAGGAUGCUGCUGCUGCUUACCCCAUGGUCAUGGUCCAGAUUCCCAUGUUCAAUGAGCUCGAGGUCUACAAGUUGUCAAUUGGAGCAGUUUGUGAGCUCAAGUGGCCAAAGGAGAGGCUGAUAAUCCAAGUGUUGGAUGAUUCCACGGAUUCAUUCAUCAAGAAUUUGGUUGAGAUGGAAUGUGAGGAUUGGGCAAACAAAGGUCUAAACAUUAAGUAUGCCACCAGAAGUGGCCGAAAAGGGUUCAAAGCGGGAGCCUUGAAGAAGGGAAUGGAGUGGGACUAUGCCAAGCAAUGUGAAUAUAUUGCCAUAUUUGACGCUGAUUUCCAGCCAGAACCGGAUUUCCUUCUCAGAACUGUCCCAUUCCUCAUGCAUAAUCAGAAUGUUGCACUUGUACAAGCUCGCUGGGUUUUCGUGAAUGACAGAGUAAGCCUACUGGCAAGGGUACAGAAGACAUUCCUUGAUUACCACUUCAAAGCCGAGCAAGAGGCAGGGUCAGCUACAUUUGCCUUCUUCAGUUUCAAUGGGACUGCUGGUGUAUGGCGCAGAGAAGCUAUCAAUGAUGCAGGAGGCUGGAAGGAUCGAACUACAGUUGAGGACAUGGACUUGGCUGUCCGGGCAACCUUAAAGGGCUGGAAAUUCAUCUAUUUAGGGGAUGUCAGAGUAAAGAGUGAGCUUCCAUCCACUUACAAAGCAUACUGCCGACAACAGUUCCGGUGGUCUUGUGGCGGCACAAACUUGUUUCGAAAGAUGAUAUGGGAUGUCUUGGCUGCCAAGAAAGUGUCAUCCUUAAAGAAGAUCUACAUGCUGUAUAGCUUCUUCCUGGUGAGGAGAGUUAUUGCCCCUGCCGUUGCGUUUAUUCUCUACAAUGUUAUCAUCCCUGUGUCGGUCAUGAUCCCAGAACUCUUCCUGCCAAUCUGGGGCGUUGCCUAUAUUCCUACAGCACUCUUGAUUGUCACUGCCAUGAGAAAUCCAGAAAAUCUGCACACAGUACCGCUGUGGAUUUUAUUUGAGAGCGUCAUGUCCAUGCAUCGCUUGAGAGCUGCAGUAGCUGGUCUGCUGCAGCUGCAAGAAUUUAACCAAUGGAUUGUGACACAGAAAGUGGGGAAUAAUACUUCCAACGAGAAUAAUGAGACCCCAUUGCUUCAAAAAUCCAGGAAACGGUUAAUAAACAGGGUCAAUAUUCCUGAGAUAGGAUUAUCGGUGUUCCUCAUCUUCUGUGCAUCCUACAACCUUGUCUUCCAUGGGAAGAACAGCUUCUAUAUAAACCUCUAUCUCCAAGGAUUAGCCUUCUUCUUUCUUGGGCUUAAUUUUGUUGGCACUCUACCAGGCCAUUGCUGCUUCUGACAAAUCAAAUCAAUCUGCCAACAUUUCGCCUAUCUCAUAUGUGAUUCUUUUCUGGGUUUAAAUUUCUUCAGAAAGCAUUCCAGGUUCUAGAGUAUACGUCACAGCAGGUGUUGAUUUGCAUUUUUUUUCCCGUAGUUACAAAAAGUAAUAAACGUCAAUACAAAAUAUAUAUACAAACAAAUUCACAUGCCUACCUUUGCUGAAUUUCUGUGUACAUGGGAUAAUAAAUCUUCCAAGAGAACUCCAAACUUG